AUCUGGGCUACAAAAGCAUGGCAGCUGCUGAGACGGCGCUGGUGUCGUCGUCGUCUUUGGAAACCGGCCCGGCCCCAGCCCCUGAAAGUACAGGAACAGGUGCUGCCACGGCCGCCACCUCGCCAGCGACGGCUGCAGCCAGGACGGGAUCCGAAGCCAUGGUCUCCAAGGCCGCUUUGGCCACUAAGCUGCUGUCCUUGAGCGGCGUGUUCGCCGUGCACAAGCCCAAAGGGCCCACUUCAGCCGAGCUGCUGAAUCGGCUGAAGGAGAAGCUGCUGGCAGAAGCUGGAAUGCCUUCUCCAGAAUGGACCAAGAGGAAGAAGCAGACUUUGAAAAUUGGGCACGGAGGGACUCUAGACAGUGCAGCCGGAGGCGUUCUAGUGGUUGGAAUUGGAAGGGGAACAAAAAUGUUGACCAGUAUGUUGUCAGGGUCCAAGAGGUACGUCGCCGUGGGAGAGCUGGGGAGGGCCACAGACACGCUGGAUUCCACCGGGAAAGUGACAGAAGAAAAGCCUUACGAUAAAAUAACACAAGAAGAUCUUGAAGGCAUUUUACAGAAAUUCACUGGGAACAUAAUGCAGGUACCUCCCCUCUAUUCUGCAUUAAAGAAAGAUGGACAGAGGCUUUCCACGCUGAUGAAGAGAGGGGAAGCAGUAGAGGCAAAACCCGCCAGGCCCGUCACUGUGUACAGCCUCUCCCUUCAGAAAUUCCAGCCGCCGUUUUUCACGUUGGAUGUUGAAUGUGGAGGAGGUUUCUAUAUCAGAAGCUUGGUCAGUGACAUUGGCAAAGCGCUCUCGUCCUGUGCCAACGUUCUAGAACUGACCCGCACCAAGCAGGGCCCGUUCACGCUGGAAGAGCACGCCCUUCCUGAAGACAAGUGGACCAUCGAUGACAUUGCACAGUCUCUGGAGCAUUGCUCGUGUCUUCUCCCAGCAGAGUUGGCACUUAAAAAACCAAAACCCGAGGAGUCUCAUGAACAGGUUUUGAGCUGUGAAUACAUAACUCUCGAUGAGGUGAAGAGAGAAGAUGAUGUAAUUAAGACAUGUUAACAUUGGCAUGGGUCCUCAUUCCUUGGUUGACAUUUGAAUCCUGUGUACACAAUGACAAGCUACGUGCAAAGAACAAACUAUUCCUAUUUUUUUUCUUUGGCAUGAAGAAAAUGUCCAUCAUUUACAGUUUCUAUGGUGCACAGUUUAUCUGCUACACAUUACAAGCAGCCUUGCAGUUGUUCGGUUCUUUGCUGUACUCUGAAAUGUUCUAGGAUAUUAUUAUGUUGUUGGAUUGAAUUCGGGAAAAUCAGCUUUCUGAUUUUAAUCUUGCUUCAAAGUCGUUUCCUGUGAAAAAGCUGAACACAUUUGCUAAUCAAAGAAAAAAGACGUAGGAGCUACAUGUUUCUUUGGUGGCAAAAGUUAAUGUAAAUUCCUGUUACUUUGACUUUAUUUUGGCUCUCUGGUGGCUCUAUUGUAUUGAAAUUCUUUAACUGUGUUUGAAAGGCCACUAUUUAACUCUUGUUUAUGUUUUGGAGAGUUUGCAAUUAAUAAGAACAUUUUUUGGGGGGGUUGCAUUUAUUUGGUAAUAGCUGUGUUUGCUUAGAUCUUGGACACUAAUGAACUUUUACAAUACAUAUUUGUAAUUAAACCUAAUUAUUGCUGCUCCCACUAAAGGGCUGUAAAUCAAGACUAAAGGUUUAAAUUCAUCUCUACUCUGCCAUUAGUUCCAAGGACAGCCCAGUGGCUUAUAUUUUGGCAGCUAUGAGAUCUUUUCCCGAUAUUUUCAACACAGCUGACCACCCUGUACAAGUU
Messenger RNA from Molossus molossus (Pallas's mastiff bat), 1802 nucleotides. It is a transcript of the gene TRUB1, whose product is annotated as TruB pseudouridine synthase family member 1. Bases 18 to 1049 code for a protein of 343 amino acids. The transcript has 8 exons. The record is from RefSeq and is a predicted model, not a curated record. Gene Ontology annotation, cellular component: mitochondrion. Gene Ontology annotation, biological process: tRNA modification; mRNA pseudouridine synthesis. NCBI's taxonomy places the organism in Eukaryota, Metazoa, Chordata, Mammalia, Chiroptera, Molossidae. Gene Ontology annotation, molecular function: pseudouridine synthase activity; RNA binding.